UGUUAUCAUAUUUGACAUGGCCGUCGUACGUCAAAAAAAUUCCUGUUUAUGCCAAUGGCAGAGUGAUAGUUGGGGAUAACUUGCAGCGUAGAAAAUAAAUGUAUAUUUAAUCUAAAGCUCCAGACAAUUGCAGGACGCAUGAAUUUAUCACGUAAGAUAAAUGUGAAGGAAAUAAAUCGUUCUCUCUGCGCUCGUAAGGUUUCAGGUUUCCGUUUGGUAGUGACGAAACAUUUUUCUUGCGGAAUCUAUAGAGGUUGUCUAGUAAAAACCGUGGCUUGCUUUGAUCAGGCAAUACUAGACCGCGUUGUGAACGAAUGGAAAAGUAAACUUGCAAACGUCAAGGCUAAAGGAAAUGCUGUUUUUGUUUUGGGACCAAUGGGUGCUGGUAAAUCGACCAGAAUCCACAAAUAUUUCAAAACUCAUCCUGAAUUUAAAAACUAUGCCUAUGUUGAUACAGACGAAAUCAUGGGGAGCAUAGACGCGUUUAGUGCAGACAAAGUGGACGUUUACUAUCGUCUUGCUAGAAAGGUUGCCAUCAACCUCACUGAUUGGAUUUUGACAAGAAAUAUCAGCUUUGUCGCAGAAGGUACAUGUGUUGAGUACAGUGAACUUAUUGAAUACAUGGAACGUUUGAAAGAGACGGGAUAUAAUAUCCAAGUCAACCCUCUGGUUGCUGAUUCAUUAGAGACAAUAAUUCAGCAGUCGAAGCAGCGAAAAAAUCGCAUCAUCUCAGAAGAUGUUGUUGCUUACAUAUAUAAGCAUGCUAUCAUAGGACUUGAGAAAUUGUAUGAAUACAAUGAAAAAGUUCAUGAUAAGUUAUUUGACGAGUUGGCAAUUCCUUCCAUUGAAGGUGUGCAAGAGGUUAACUGCAGUGCAAAUCCAUUUGUAUUAGGCCAAUAAUUGUUUUCAUGAUUGUUUUAUACUUGUUUGUUUAUUAAUUAAUGUGUAAGAAUUUAUCAAUUUACUAUUUAUAUAAACAUAAAUUCUUAAACACGAAAAAUGUAACUGUAAUUGUGAAUAAUUUGGCUCUUAAUUAAAAAGAGUCAAUUGAUUACGUUUUGAAAUGUAAUGCUAAUUGAGAUUGAGAUGGAAAAAGCCAUUGACACACACUCAAAGUAAAAUAACAAAGAAUAUAUUUCCCCCUUUUUUUUGUGA
This is a messenger RNA of Xenia sp. Carnegie-2017, 1155 nucleotides long. RefSeq lists its product as uncharacterized. The record is from RefSeq and is a predicted model, not a curated record. Gene Ontology annotation, molecular function: kinase activity; ATP binding. The transcript has a single exon. Bases 139 to 900 code for a protein of 253 amino acids. NCBI's taxonomy places the organism in Eukaryota, Metazoa, Cnidaria, Anthozoa, Malacalcyonacea, Xeniidae.